AUGCCUCCAACCACCCGUUCCCAGAGCCAGCGGGAGUCCAACUCCGGUCAGGACUCCGACCAGGAAUCCGACGGCAGCGAUGCGUCAGUGGAUGAUGACGACGGCCAGGAAGCUUCGGUGGUCGUCCGCUCGCCCACCACGGAUAUCAGCUACGACAUCUCGGAUCUUGACCGUGAGACCCAGAAGGGGGUCAGACAACUCUUCCGCGCGAAGCCCGACCAGCAGCCAUCGCAAUUCGUCCUACAGUGGUGCCGGUCACACGUCGAGAACGACAGCCACUUCUACGCUUUUGAAAUACUCGAAACCGUACGCGCACGCAGAUCGAUCCGCGUAGGCUCUCCCAAAAGCCAAUAUCGCAAGCCAAAGUGUUUCUGCAUGGGGGACAGUGAGAGGCCCUGCAAGCAUUUGAUUUAUUUGCUAGACCAGGUCAACUAUCACACGGCUGGCCAUGACUCUGGGUCCCCAGAACACCUUGGACCAGAUGGAUACCCAACCGAGAUGGGCCACCCUUUCGAGAGGAUCUCCGAUUUCCACCUUGACCAGCUGGCCACUAGUUUACAUUGUAGUAUUAGAUCUCCUGACUCCACGGCCGAGGUCAACCCAGCCCACCUACAGGAGGUGCGCGAGAUCCUGGCGUCUGUGGAGGACCCCGAUCUUGAUGAUUACGCCUGCGAUCGCUUCCGGCCUGAUAUUUUCGACAACUUGCAAGCAGUUCCCGAGGAAGACGCACUGGUUUGCUAUGAGGACCUCACCCAUACGGUGGCGAAUAUGCUUAUGACGAAUAAGGAGUUCUUUGCCUACUUUUGGAGACUUCUCGAGCCGAGCUCCAAAGCCCGCGAUCCGUUUCGAAAGAUUCAGCAGCGCGUCGACCGCGUACUUGGCGAUCUGGACGCCUUUUCUCAUGACCCGUCCGGGGCAUCAAUUGGCAAGAGCGCCACGGAGGGCAAUCCGGAUGUUCCGUGGGCGGCCGCGCAUAUUGAGAGGGCCGUGUCUACGAUCCAGGCUGUCUUACAAAACAGGUCUGACGCACCAUCGUCUCCCAUAGAACGAGCCAGCGCAGCUCGAACACUUGUGGGGAUCCUGCAUGUCAUUGUGCUGUACUGGAACCGUGAAGUCACCUAUUCCCCCACCAGCAUCACCUCAACAGACAGCCCUGUCGCCGCAUCCUCGUUACCUACACAGACCGCAACAGCACCGACCUUGAAUGAGAGCAAUCUCUACCAUCGACUCAUCGGAGGGCAGACACAUGGGUCAUCUGCAUUUGUAAUUGACGUCCUCGCUCAGCUGCCCGAGCAGAACCAGUGGAUCGAGACGCUCGAGGAGAUCGAGGACCACCUGAGCGCGUAUGCCCCGCCUGCAGGGUACAUGGGACGACUCAGGGAUCUCAUCUUGCGCAUGAGGAGCAUUCGGCCGGCCCCAAACCCAGAUGCGCACACGUCCGUACCCAGUAGAAGGGGCGGUGGCAAUACGGCGGGCAACAAGCGGAGCAGAGGCGGCGGAAACGGGAGAGAGGGCGGGGCCAAGAGGGUGAAGUGA
Messenger RNA from Diaporthe citri, 1536 nucleotides. RefSeq lists its product as uncharacterized. The record is from RefSeq and is a predicted model, not a curated record. Lineage: Eukaryota; Fungi; Ascomycota; Sordariomycetes; Diaporthales; Diaporthaceae. The transcript has a single exon. The coding region runs from base 1 to 1536 and encodes 511 amino acids.